CCAUCUCCAGCUGGUUUUUGCAGCAGUGGCCCCUGGAGACUCAGCUCUGGCCUCUCCUGAGCCCAGGAUCUCACCAUGGACCUCUUGCUGCUGCUGCUGCCAUCUCUUCUCUGGAGAGGACUCAGCUCUGGCCUAUCCCGAGCCCAAGAUCUCAUCAUGGACCUCUUGUUGCUGCUGCUGCUGCUGCCUCUGCUCUGGAGAGGAACCAUUUCUCAAAAUACAGACUAUGCGAUUCAUGUCCAGCAGACAGUGACCGUGCAGGAGGGGCUGUGUGUCUCCAUCCCCUGCUCCUUCUACUACCCCCAACAUAAUACAAAUUAUGAGAUAGUUCAUGGAUACUGGUACUAUAGUGGCUCUUUCAAGUAUCAUCUUGUGGCCACCAAUGAUCCCCAAGCAAGUGUUCACUCCUGGGCCCAAGGCCGUUUCCACCUCAUUGGAGAUCCCCAGAUGGGCAAUUGCUCCCUACGUCUUACUAGGGCCCAGAAAAAUGAUCAGGGGAGUUACGGUUUUUGGAUGAAGAAGAAGAAUUUGGAUUAUGGUUACACAAAGAAGAUGGUAUCUAUCCAGGUACACGAUCUAACACAGAAGCCAGAGGUCCACAUUCCAGAGAUCCUGGAGUCUGGGCACCAGGUGAACUUGACCUGCACAGUUCCUGGGGCCUGCCGAGAAGGGACAUCCAUCACUUUCCUCUGGACUGGGACUGCCCUCUCACCUUCUAGACUUGCCUCCCAAGAUCUCCACUCCUCUCAACUCCUCUUUACCCCCCAGCCCCAGGACCAUGACACCAGCCUCACCUGUCAGGUGAAAUUCAAAGAGCCCAGUGUGAGCACGAGGACCACAGUCCAGCUCAGGGUUUUCUCCCACAUUCAUCCCUCCAUUGCAGACCCUCCUUGGAAUAUGAAGAUCAGCAUUUCCUGGGCAAAUGGAAUAGACCCAGUAUUCCCAGCAAAUACAUCAUCUUUGGUGGUCCUAGAGGGUGAAUCCCUGACUCUCAUCUGCUACACACAAAGCAAGCCCCCUGCUGCACUGAGCUGGGCCCAUGGAAACCAAAUCCUGAAUUCUACCCAGGCCUCGGAUCCUGGAGUCCUGCACCUGGAGCUGUCCAAACUGAGGAGCCACAACAGCGGAGAAUACACCUGCCAAGCCAGGAACUCACUGGGGAAUCAGCACUACACAGUGAGACUCUGUGUCCAGACUCUAACACAGAAGCCAGAAGUUCACAUUCCAGAGAUCCUAGAGUCUGGACACCAGGUCACCUUGACCUGUUUGGUCCCUGGGACCUGCAGAGAGGGGAAACACUUUACCUACCUCUGGAGUGGCGCUGCCCUUUCCCCUAAGGGCUCUGCCCUGCUGAAUACCUCCAAACUCCUCUUCACCCCUCAGCCCCAGGAUCAUGGCACCAAUAUUACCUGCCAGGUGACAUUCCCAAAGGCUAGAGUGAGCACAGAGAGAACUGUCCAGCUUACGGUUACCUACCCUCCUCAGAACGUGACCAUCAGUGUUUCCUGGGCAAACAGAACAGGUCCAGAAUUACUGGGAAACACCUCAACCUUGCAGAUGCUGGAGGGUGAGUCCCUGACUCUGGUCUGUGCCACAAAAAGCAACCCCCCAGCCACCCUUAUCUGGUCCUACAAGAACCAAGUCCUGCGGUCCUCAGAGGCCUCAGACUCUGGCGUCCUGCACCUGGCGCUGUCCAAACUGAGACCCAAGGACAGAGGCAAAUACACCUGCCAGGCUCAGCACCCACUGGGACAUCAACAGCACUCCAUGAGCCUCUGUGUGCAAACCUGCUCUUGUUGCCCUAUCUCUGAGGAUGACGGUUCUUGGCCUCUGAUCUUCACCCUGCUUCGAGGAGCUGUCAUGGCGGCCAGUUUCCUUCUCACCUAUGGCCUCACCUGGCUCCAUUAUACUUGUCAAGUCAACUAGCCCCAGGACACUGUGGCUAAGAGGAAGCUGAUGGACAUUUACUCAGCCCCUCAGCCAUGUGGGACCCUAGAUAUGUCAAAGGCACAGAACUGCUCGAUAAAA
This is a messenger RNA of Dromiciops gliroides (monito del monte), 2028 nucleotides long. RefSeq names its product sialic acid-binding Ig-like lectin 14. NCBI's taxonomy places the organism in Eukaryota, Metazoa, Chordata, Mammalia, Microbiotheria, Microbiotheriidae. The record is from RefSeq and is a predicted model, not a curated record. The transcript has 11 exons. Bases 76 to 1926 code for a protein of 616 amino acids.